Botrytis sinoallii is the source of this 387-nucleotide messenger RNA. RefSeq lists its product as uncharacterized. The transcript has a single exon. Bases 1 to 387 code for a protein of 128 amino acids. Lineage: Eukaryota; Fungi; Ascomycota; Leotiomycetes; Helotiales; Sclerotiniaceae. The record is from RefSeq and is a predicted model, not a curated record.
AUGUAUGGUGUCUCUGUUGACGAGGUUUCUCAAGGAAGAGAUGGCAAAUAUCGUCUUGGCUCCAAACGUGUCGAAAUAGCGGAUUUGAGAGGCACAAUGUCACACUGUUGUUCGUUCUCCGAACUUACACACAGUAAGGAAAUGGAUUAUAGGUUUGAUAUUCUACGAUCUCAGUGUGAUAUCAUUUAUCAACAAUAUCUCGCACAAUUAGGAUCGGCAGCUAAAGCACAAGAUGCAUUCAAUGAAAACCCAAUCGUCGAUGCACAGCUCAUUGCCAUGCGAAAUAUAUCUGAUCACAUUGUUGGCUUAGAGAAGCAAAGACUCAGGAGCGAGGAAAGCUUUAAGAAUUGGUUGUUAUCUGAACAGAGAAUUGCUCUGAUUGGUUAG